Molecule: messenger RNA, 4181 nt
Organism: Prionailurus viverrinus (fishing cat)
Lineage: Eukaryota; Metazoa; Chordata; Mammalia; Carnivora; Felidae
Gene: CSF1
Product: colony stimulating factor 1
Exons: 9
Coding region: 274-1983 (569 amino acids)
Biological process (GO): osteoclast differentiation; positive regulation of macrophage differentiation
Cellular component (GO): membrane
Molecular function (GO): growth factor activity; cytokine activity
Source: RefSeq, a predicted model, not a curated record
GUGUGUGUGUGUGUGUGUCUGGCGCCUGUCCAAGGUGAUUUCCCAUAAACCACAUGCCCCCACAAGUCCUCUUAAAAGGCUGUGCCGAGGAGCUGGCCAGUGGAGACCGGCUGGUGGAAAGUGAAAGUUGCCUGGGUGCUCUCGGCGCCGCCGCCCGCUUUCCGCACCCCCGGGACUGCAGCGCGGCCCUCGGCCGGGGCGCGGGCUCUGCGGCGGCCAGCGAGCGAGCGAGCGAGGGCGGCCGACGCGCCCGGCCGGGACCCAGCUGCCCGUAUGACCGCGCGGGGCGCCGCCGGGCGCUGCCCUCCCACGACAUGGCUGAGCCGCCUGCUGCUGCUGGUCUGUCUCCUGGUGAGCAGGAGUAUUACCGAGGAGGUGUCAGAGCGCUGUAGCCACAUGAUUGGGAACGGACACCUGCAGUUCCUGCAGCAGCUGAUUGACAGUCAGAUGGAGACUUCGUGCCAAAUUGCCUUUGAGUUUGUAGACCAGGAGCAGUUGAAAGAUCCCGUGUGCUACCUUAAGAAGGCCUUUCUCCUAGUGCAAGACAUAAUGGAGGACACCAUGCGCUUCAAAGACAAUACUCCCAAUGCCAAUGCCAUCGUGACGCUCCAGGAACUCUCUCUGAGGCUAAGCAGCUGCUUCACCAAGGACUAUGAAGAGCAGGACAAGGCCUGUGUACGAACUUUCCAUGAGACACCCCUCCAGUUGCUGGAAAAGAUCAAGAAUGUCUUUAAUGAAACAAAGAAUCUCCUUAAAAAGGACUGGAACGUUUUCAGCAAGAACUGCAACAAGAGCUUUGAGAAAUGCUCCAGCCAAGAUGUGGUGACCAAGCCUGAUUGCAACUGCCUGUACCCCAAAGCCACCCCUACCAGUGACCUGGCCUCUGUCUCCCCUCAGCAGCCCCUUGCCCCCUCCACGGCCCCCAUGGCUGGCUUGACCCGGGCUGACUCUGAGGGGACAGAGGGCGGCUCCCUCUUGCCCAGUGAGCUGCCCCUCCGCACAGUGGACCUGGACCCGGGCACUGCCAAGCAGCGACCACCCAGGAGCACCUGCCAGAGCUUUGACUCUCCAGAGCCCCCGGGUGUAGAGGCCAGUCCUAUCGGAGACUCACCUCAGCCCCAGUCCUCUGCCGGGGCCCCCACCCCUGGGAUGGAGCACAUUCUUGACUCUGUGUUAGGCACUAACUGGACCCUAGAAGAGGCCUCCGGAGAGGCUAGUGAGGGUCCCGUACCCCAAGGGGCAGAGCUUUCCUCCUCCAGGCCGGGAGGAGGCAGCAUCCAGGCCAAGAUGACCGCCAGGCCCAGUGACCUCUUGUCAGCAUCUUUUCCAUUGUCCUACUCAGCCAGGAGCCAGCAGCCAGAGGACAUGACUAGCAUACCCCUGCCCACGGUGGGCCCUGCGAGACCCACUGGCCAGGCCCAGAGUCAUACACCUGAGAAGACAGACCGUCCAUCUGCCAAGCCCAGAGACCACCAGGAGCCAGGCUCUGCCAGGACCCCGUCGCGGCCCCCACGAAGCCUCAGCAGUCUCAGGACCCCGUCGCGGCCUCCACGAAGCCCCGGCAGUCCCUCGGCCCUCUCUGCACAGCCAGGUCUUCCCGGAAGCCACUCCUGGGGCCAUGUGCUGCCCCUCAGGGAGUUGGAGGGCAGAAGGAGCACCAGGGAUCGGAGGAGCCCCACAGAGCUGGAAGGACAAGCAAGUGAGGGGCACAGGCCCUCAGCCCGCUUUAAUUCCGUUCCUUUGACUGACACAGGCCAUGACAGGCAGCAGGAGGGACCCUCAGACCCUCAGCUCCCCGGGUUUGUCUUCCGCCUGCUGGUGCCCAGCAUCAUCCUGGUCCUGCUGGCCGUCGGCGGCCUCCUGUUCUACAGGCAGAGACGGCGGAGCCAUCGAGAGCCUCAGACAGUGGAUUCUCCCAUGGAGCGACCAGAGGGCAGCCCCCUGACCCAGGAUGAGGACAGACAGGUGGAGCUUCCAGUAUAGAGGGGUUUCUAAGCUGGGCGCACAGGACAGUCUCUCCAUGGGACGAGACAUCAUGGGGGCGUCCACCACCACCCCUCCCCAGCCAUUCUCCUCGCAAUGUGGCCUGCCCACCACGAGAGCUCCUGACCAGAGCAGUGAGGCUGGAGUCCCUCUGCCCUCGACCCUCAGACUCUGGACUGACCAGGAGAGGGCUGGAGGUUGCCCUCCACGCUGCUGAUAUUUAUCGUGGGCCCUGGCGGCUCCCAUCCACUGGAGGAAGGCUGGGAAGCUCGGCUGAGGACCCUCUGCGCCUCAGGGGCUGUGUUCUCCUCCUACUCCCCUCCAAGCCACACCUGGGCCAGGGACCCAGAUACCUGUAGGACGUGGGAGAGCAGGGUGGGCACCGAGGAACGAAAGAGCCCUUUGCCCAGAGGACCGCCUGGUGCCUAGGGAUGAUGCCAGCACCGACAAGCAGGGACUUGUCUCCAGCGAGAGAAGCAUGAGAUUGGCAGGGCGGGACAGCGUCAGCUGGAUUUCCCGUAAAGGUGUGCGGCCCAAAAGACAGGAAGAGAAGGCCUCUGGGCCUGUUGGUCUGCACUGACAGCCUGGAGCGUGUCUGCACCCUCCGCUUGCCCAAGUGCCCUCUGCUGGUUGCCAGACAGAGAGGAGAGGUCAGCCCUGCCCUCGGGACCUGUCUGGCUUGGCUCCAAUGCCAAGGGGAAGACCAGGCUCUGGGAUCUGCCCCACUUUCCCUCCAGCCCUGCCAGAGCUUCUCCGGGAGGCUGCGCAGAGGCUCCCCUCACGAAGGAAGCCAUUGCACUGUGAAUACUGAACCUGCCUGCUGAACAGCCUGCCCCGUCCAUCCCUGUGAGCGAACAUCUGUCCGGCCUCCUGCCCCUCCAGCCUCUCGCCAGCUUCCUGCACUGAGUGCCCGAGCCGGCCUUGCCUGUCGACUGAGGGAGCCCCUAAGCCCUGACCUUCUGCUCACCCAAGCUUCAACUCCCCAGGGUGGAUGGGGUGGGAGAACUGCCUGGGCUGCCAGCCAGAGCUGGUCUUUAGGCUGCGUUGUUCGCCCAGGUUUCUGCAUCUUGCACUUUGACAUUCCCAGGAAGGAAGUGACUGUGGGAGGGCGGGCAGGGAGGGCAGAGGCAGACCCAGAAGGAGGCUGCGGGGUGAACUCUGACUGAAAAUGGGUCUUUGCAAUUAUGGGUAUACCGCUGAGGUGGGGGGAGGCGUCUGCACCCUGACCCUCCGGCCCAAGUCUCCUUCCCUGCACCAGGCCCCGCCCCCCUCAUAGCAGCAGGGCAGUGCUGGCAGGCACCCGGCUGUCCCCGUGGAAGCCCUGAGGCUGGCCUUGCUCUCCAGCAUCUCAGCGCGGCACCCAGCUCCCAUUCUCAUCCCCCCCCCCUCUUCCUCCACCUGGGUAGGCAAUGAUACCCCCAGCUCUCACCCCUACACUGUCUCUCUGGCCGGGCCAGCCGGGGUGGGAGAGGGACCGGCUAUCUGCUUCCAGUUCUGUCUUGAGGGCUUCAGCUUCCUGGGCCAGCCUGUGGCCACCGUUCUGAGAACUGGCAGCAGGUGACAGGGCUGCUGAUUGCCCUUGGUCUCUUUGUGCUGCUGCAAUCCCUCCUCUCUGCUGCCCUGGGCCCUCCGCUGAGAGAUCCCACCCUUCCUGGCCCCUGGGCCGAGGCCCAUGACUUUUCUUCCUGCCCUCGAAAGUUGGGGUCUGCUGGCCCCCACCGCCCCUGCCCUGCCGCUCUCAGCCGAAGAAAGAGCAGCGGGGAACUUGCCCUGUGGGGGCUCCUUCUAGUCACAGACUCUGUAUUUGAUGCUAGAGUAUAUGUAUUUAAAAGUGAAAGGGAAAAAAAAAAAACCCACAGAAAAAAGGCAUUCCUCCCCCACCCCAAACAUAUAGUAUUUUAAAAGUCAAGAAAGCAAAUCCAACUCCUUGCAGAAGCUCUUUGUGGGCGCUUGGUGACACAGGUGCGGGAGGGGCCCCGGACCUCUGGGCUGCUCCCCCGGCUACCUGCACAGGAAUCCCUUCUUUGAGAAAGCCGAGAGGGAACAUUGGCUCACACACUGUGAGAUUUUGUUUUUAUACUUGGAAGUGGUGAAUUAUUUUAUAUAAAGUCAUUUAAAUAUCUAUUUAAAAAAUAGGAAGCUGCUUAUAUAUUUAAUAAUAAAAGAAGUGCACAGGCUGCCACGUGUGAGUCAUGGGA